CAUACGACUAUAGACAACAACAAUAUCGGGAGUGAUAUGAGAUCAUCGUAUAUGCUGCUGCCGUGUCCACAAAGGGGUGGAAAAUUAAUCAGUAGUAAUUUUUAAAAGCGAAGACAAUCAUUUUGACUAAAUGUCUCGGAAAGGGCUAUAUUUGGUUCUUUAUUUUGAGUCAACGAUGUCAACGUUAGAAAGUGAUAUAACGCCGUUAGACCUUAAACUUGACAAUUAGCCAUGUUAGCUUUUGUUAUUUGGGUGUGUCGCAUGCCAUGCACAAUCAAUAUUUGUUGAGAUUGAGGAAAGCGAAUUUUACUCGCGAGGAUUAUAAAAAAGUAAUCAAGGCCAAAAGACUGCGUGAAGAGGGAGAGACACCUUCGAACACAUCGUGCUGGAAUCCUUUUAGAGUCACAGCUUUCACAAUGGAAAAGGCACCAUGUGGUCAAAGAGAUGACAUCAGUGCAUUGGAUGACCAAGACGAAUCAAGAUGGUCAGAGACAAUCGAGAGUGAUGACUCCCCUCGAAUCAGCAAUCAUCACAUCAUGCCAAACAACACAGCAACAGAGGUCGGGGGUCGUGUGCGGCUCUACUCCGAGUCCCAGGCAUACACAGUGAGCCACUGGGAAGACACUGAGUCCCAAGAUGGAGUGUCAGCAGAAGAGGGUGGAGGAGCUUGUGAAGGAGCCCCAUUCCGUGGCCGAUCCCAGUCUGCUCCUGCUGCACUAUGGAAAGCCAAGAAAUAUGGACGGCAACUGAGGAGGAUGAGCGAUGAGUUUGACACCUGGCUGGACAAAGGGGAGAUAAGAAGAGUGAGCAGCCCUGGGAAACUGUCACAGAAGCAGACCAACCAAGGAUGGUUCUCUUUCCUUUGGCGUUCCAAGGAAGAGGAAGGAAGAAAGUAAAUCUCAUGCACCACACCAGGGAAACAGUGAAAAACAGAAAGAUGAAGUAACAAUCAGAUAGAUGAAGGCUGGUCAUGUUUGGCACAAGUAUGGCCCUUUUAUCAAAGUGCUCAACCAAACUAGUGCUUAGAAGUACAAGAACACCAUGGCAAUAACUGAUGUAAAGGGUCAUUUUUGUUACUUCAAUUUGACAAUCUUAAAUGACAAUCUCUCAUAGUUGUGGACAACACUGGACAAUCUCAUAUAUUCUGAUCCUAAAUAAAGCCCCUAUUUAAGAAUGACUUAUAAUCUGUUACAUUUAAAUGAAUAUUUGGUAUGAAAUGUGAUAUAUGGUUCUAUGAUGUAUUUUAUAAAAUAAUUUAUAGAUGUUCAUCUUUUAAAAUUUGUGUAGUAUUGAGAUUCAAGUGGUGGCAAAAUGUAAAAGUUUCCAAAAGUGAAUCAAUCUGUGAAUGAAGUAAUGCUUAGUAGUGAUUAACGAUGAUGCGGGUAUUGUUCUCAUUUGGUCAGGUCCGUCUCAGGGUUUUCCUUUUCAUUUAUUCAAAGUGUUACUGUUGUGAAUGUCCAGUCAUGCUAUACAUCUUUUAAUAAGACAUCAACAGAAGCCCUGAAUGAAAAGUGUUUAGGAUAUGUCAUUAGUGUCCCUCUUUCAUGUACAAAUAUCCUGACAGUUGAACUGUAUGCUGUCCACUGCCUUUUAUAUGCACAGCACUGGCUUUAGCUGUAGGGUAAAUUGCCUUGCAUGCAAAAGAAGAGACAUUUUCUGCCAAACCUGUGGUUAAGCAAAUUACUGCAAAUAGACAACAAAUGCUGUGUGCUGUAGUAUGUACUGCCAUCAGGCAUUUUGCUGAUACCUUACUUGAAAUGCAUUUAUAUGGGUAUUUGUUUUUUUAGAAGCUAUUUGUAAACAUUUCUACUUCUUUGUGUGUAAUUAAUU
Molecule: messenger RNA, 1830 nt
Organism: Electrophorus electricus (electric eel)
Lineage: Eukaryota; Metazoa; Chordata; Actinopteri; Gymnotiformes; Gymnotidae
Gene: bada
Product: BCL2 associated agonist of cell death a
Biological process (GO): apoptotic process
Cellular component (GO): mitochondrion
Source: RefSeq, a predicted model, not a curated record